Molecule: messenger RNA, 2364 nt
Organism: Haemonchus placei
Lineage: Eukaryota; Metazoa; Nematoda; Chromadorea; Rhabditida; Trichostrongylidae
Source: the annotation of a GenBank genome assembly
AUGUCGGGCAAGCUGGCACGUUCGUCUCUCGUUCGUCUCCUUUAUUCGAAUCUGGUAUCAAAUACACUUCUGAGUGAUAUCAUCUCGCACUGUAUUGAUCGAACCUUGUGUGAUGAGAAUGCCCUUUCUGAGGUAUUCAAUCCGAUUCUUACCCAGCAGAGGGAUUCGAUGAUCUACCAGCAUAUGAUGACAAAUCGCGAUGAUUGCGUGCAUUUGCUGUUUCGUGCAGUCAUACAAUUACUGUCAGUUCGAGUUGAUGGCAACAAACGACCUAUUGCUGACUUGAUGGUCAACCGUCCCGACUUCUUACCAGAGCUCGUCACUAACAUCGCGGGUCGUGAAAUCGCUCAUCUUUCCUACCUCGGUCCUUUUCUCGGUUACGGGAUACCAUGUGAUGAAUUUGUUAGUCCUAUCGCAAGCAAAUUUUUUGGUGUGACAGAAGCCCCAAAAGAUGGAGUAAAUAUGAUGUACGAGAGCUAUCGGAGAAGAUUUGAGUCCACCAGAUCACUGAUGCACCAAAUCGUUCAUCAGUUGGUAGCAAAUGCGUCAUCUCGUGGACGUUGUCUUGACUACUUCGCAGCAGUUAUCAAACACAAUGAAAAACGAGCUCAACUCAGGGUUAAUCAAAUGUAUCCCUUCCAAAAGAACAGUCGGGUGGAUAUCGUGGAAAAAACUCGACUCAAAGUAGACCUCCAAGGUGCCAAAGAGUUCGCUGAGAAAAUUCCUAAUAACGUUGAAGACAAAUUCACGACGGAAUGUUUUUUUCUCACUAUGCAGUUCGAGAAUAUCUGCCUUCAACCUGCAGUUAACCGCCUACGUAGCCUUCGAAGACACAUUGCAGAUGUUCGCGAUCAGAUUCGGGAACUUCAAGAGCAGCUCUCUCGUUUGCAAGAUGGAUUGUUUGCUGAACACGAAAGAAAUAGAAUCAACCACAAAAUCAAGGCACGCACUGAACAGAAACUGUCCUUCACGCACACAGCGAUGUGUUAUGAGUGCAUGCUAUCGGAUCCGUCAUUCAUCAGCCUUGCGCUAGAUUUCUCCAGUAAACAGCUGCAACUUCUUCUCAAUGCCAUUUCUCCGAAUUUCCGCUAUGAGAGUGAGUUACCCGCCGUCGCUCCUCCGCUUUUCGCUGCGUACCCAGAGUUCUACUUGGAUGACGUACUUGAUCUAGUGACAUUUGCAUUGAAACACACUGCUCCUCUUCUUGUUGGUCGGAACAAUGAUUGGCCAAAUCAUUUGCUGGUUUUCAUUUGCUGUACACACUACUUCAACAAUCCAUUCUUGGCUGCUAAGGUGGUUGAGGUUGUGAUGAUGCUCACACCUGCUGUUAUGCCGGCUGCGCAAAAUCUGUGGUAUCAGGUGAUAAAUAGCCCGAUGGCUAUGGAAAAACUAUUCCCCAGUUUGGUGAAGUUCUACUCUGAUGCUGAAGCUGGUACGGAUUUCUACGAGAAGUUCAGUAUUCGGCGAAACAUUCAAGUUAUUUUCCAGUGCCUUUGGAAUGAAACUUACUAUCGUUCUAUUAUGAUCCAGCUAGCAAGAGCUUGCGGCCCCGAAUUCAUCCGAUUCAUUAACAUGGUAAUCAACGAUGCUACAUUCCUGCUUGAUGAGAGUCUGGCAGCGUUGAAAAAAAUCCACGAUGUUGAACUGGUAAUGGCUAAUAAGGAGGAGUGGGCUGCGCUCGGCCGAGAAGAACAACAGCAAAGGGAAGGUAUACUGGAGGAUGCGAAGAGGCAGGUGCGCUCUUGGUUAAUCUACGCGAAGGAUACGUUAGAAUUGCUUGGAUACCUGACGAGGGAUGCGCCACAACCGUUCGCUCAAGAUGUGCUUGGCGAUAGAUUGGCAUCAAUGCUCAACCAUAAUAUAGCCCAACUUUGCGGAAGGAAAUGCAUGGAGUUGAAGAGAUCGUAUACACCUCAAAUGAUGAACGAUGUCAUUCGUCGUCUCCAAAGCAACAAUAUAGUUCCUAUCAGUCAAAUCGAAAGGUUUCGGGCAUUAGCUGAAAAGGUUGAAACUUUGUACAAUAACAAAGCACAGCAAGAAAUGGAACUGGAAGAUGCUCCUGAGGAAUUUAAGGUUAUCGUUUCAUACAAUAUUGCUCGUUUUAGGUAUUAUAUUUUGAUUUAUUCUUCAGAUCCCGUCAUGGAUACACUGAUGGAAGAUCCGGUGCGGUUACCAUCUGGUCAUAUCAUGGAUCGAAAGCAUAUUAUGCGUCAUUUGCUCAGCAGCCAAACGAAUCCCUUUAAUCGUGCCCCACUCACAGAAGAUGAGCUGGAACCCGGUGAGUACACAGUCAGUCACCCUUCUGUAGUAGACUGUCACGGAAUUGGUAACUAUGUGCAGUUUCAGUUCAAAACCUACAUUUAG